Molecule: messenger RNA, 1130 nt
Organism: Prorocentrum cordatum
Lineage: Eukaryota; Dinophyceae; Prorocentrales; Prorocentraceae
Source: the annotation of a GenBank genome assembly
GGUUGGGAGCCCCACGGAGCGGCUGCAGAAGCUGUGCCACCUGAACCUCCUGGACUGGUGCGCCCGGCGGGGCGACGAGCGGCUCCCGCCCCCGCAGGUCCCCGCGGUCGAGGAGAAGUUCAGCCGGCCGAUGUCCACGCUGUGGUCCGAGGGCCGCCCGGGACUCGCCGCCGAGCGGGUGGUGGCGCUCCCCGUCGACUGCACGGCGGACCUGCCCACGUCGCGCCACUCCUGGGUGAUGUGGCCCGCGGCCCCCGCCGGCGAGAUAGCGCCCCCGCCCCCUGGCGUGGCGCCGCCUUUCGACUACGGCGGUGGCUGCCCGCCGCCCUACCCAGGCGGCCCCCCGCCGGCGCCAUUCGACCCCCGGGGGCCGCCGCCGCACCUCAGAAGGCCUCCGCUGGACGGGCGCCCGCCCUUCGAUGCGGCGCCGCCGGGUGGGCCCUUCGAGGUGCCGCCGCGGCCGCCGCCGGGGGUGCCGAUGCCGCCGCCGGGCCCGCACGGGCCGCCGCAGGGCUGCCCGUUCGACAGGCCGCCCUUCGACGUCCCGCCGGCGCGGCCGCCCUACGGCCACGGCCCGCCCCCAGGCGGGCCGUGGUACGAGCCUCACCGGCCGCCCUUCCAGCGGCCACCCUUCGAUCGGCCGCCCUUCCACGCGUCGCCCUUCGACAGCCGCCGGCCGCCCUUCGAGGGAUCGCCGUUCGACGGGCCGCCCGAUAGAAGGCCGCCCUUCGACCCGCCCUUCGAGCCGCCCCCGGACGGCGGCCUCCGGCCGCCGCUCCCGCCGCCGGGCGCCGGGCUGCCUCUGCCGGGCGCCGGGCCCCCGCCGCUGGCGGACGCGCCGCCCGGCCAGUGGUUCGACGGCACCGCGCCCCCCCCCGCAGCCGUCCUGCCUCGGCCAGGCGAGGAGGGCGAGAGAGAACACCGGCGCAGGAGACACCGCGGCCACCACGACGACCCCGGCGCAGAGCCCGGCGAGGCGGAGCGGGACCGCGACCGCAAGCGGCGCAGGCGCCCGGAGUGCGCCGUCGAGCUGGUGGCGGCGCCCCACGUGUUGGCGGAGGACGCCGCGGCGGCGUCCGUGGGCGUCGAGCCUGGCGCGGGCGGGGUGCCUGAGGCUGAGCUUGCAGGCG